AUGAAGUCCAUCCAGUUCUGUUUCCUUUUCUAUUGCUGGAAAGCCAUCUGCUGCAGUGGUUGUGAGCUGACCAACAUCACCAUUGCGGUGGAGAGAGAAGAGUGUGGAUUCUGCAUCAGCGUCAACACCACCUGGUGUGCGGGCUACUGCUAUACCAGGGACCUGGUGUACAGAGACCCCGCCAGGCCCAACCACCAGAAAACAUGCACAUUCAAGGAGCUCGUGUAUGAGAGCGUGAGAGUGCCUGGCUGUGCCCACCACGCAGACUCCCUGUACACAUACCCUGUGGCCACUGAGUGUCACUGUGGCAAGUGUGACAGCGACAGCACCGACUGCACUGUGAAAGGCCUGGGCCCAAGCUACUGCUCCUUCAGCGAGAUGAAGGAGUAA
Messenger RNA from Chinchilla lanigera (long-tailed chinchilla), 390 nucleotides. RefSeq names its product follicle stimulating hormone, beta polypeptide (gene Fshb). Gene Ontology annotation, molecular function: hormone activity. NCBI's taxonomy places the organism in Eukaryota, Metazoa, Chordata, Mammalia, Rodentia, Chinchillidae. The record is from RefSeq and is a predicted model, not a curated record. Gene Ontology annotation, biological process: G protein-coupled receptor signaling pathway. Gene Ontology annotation, cellular component: cytoplasm; extracellular region. Bases 1 to 390 code for a protein of 129 amino acids. The transcript has 2 exons.